UAUUUAUUCCAUACACUUGUAGGUGCGGGAGUUGAAUGAAAAUUAUAUGCUUUUUCACCGUUCAGCUAUUGUUUCCUUUUUUUUCAGGAAGAAAUGCAUAGGUCUCCAUUAGCAGGUUCCAUACACUCAUUAUCUGCUAAAAGACAACAAUUACUUCUGGAUACUACAAAUUCACCAGGACAUGCACUUUUUGUUACUCCGUCCCCAAAACAAUCAGGUUCUUUUUUGAGUCAGGGAAGCAUAAAACAGGGUGGGCGUGUGCCUUCUGUCCUGAAAAGUAACAUCAAAUUAAAAAUUCUGGAGUGUACUCCCCUUGCUUCUGCUUUCAAUGAUGGAAUUUUGAAGUCAAAAAUUAGAUUAUCAGAUUCCCUUUCUUCUAGAGCUUUAGCUUGUUCAUUCAGUAAAAUUAUGGAACCGAGUGAAGAUUUCCAGUGCCAACAGGUAACUGCACCCGCUAUUAAUCUGAAGGAGCAGUUAUCUGGUGUUGGUCUGAAGCAGGGGGAAAUUGAUGGUCCUGUAACUCCAAAAAACAUCAGCUACUUGAGCCAAGAUGGAGGGACCACAGAGCUUUUAGAAGAUAGAGAACAUUACGAAAAAUAUGCUGAAAGAAUGGGCAAAACUACAGCAUUUAAUUCCUUACCCAUGGGGAUCACACUUGAAAUUGGCAAAGAUAAGAGAGAUCUUGAUACAGCAUAUAAGCUUGUUUCUCCACUGAUGAAUAGGUCAAAAGAGAAGUUACGCUCAUCAACAGAGCAUCAUAACAGUCUGUCUGGCAAUUUAAAGCCUCAUGAUCAGGAUAACAGCAUCAUUAUUGUUUCUAGAGAGGAGCCCAACUCACUAGAAACAGUUCCUAGUAGUAAUUAUUUGACUGCAACAGCUGAAAACAGAACACAGUCCAGCUUACCACUUAUUAAGGCCAACCAUUUAACUGGGACUUCUAUAGUAAAAAAGUUGAAUGAAGGAGAAAGUAAUGGACUUGAUCUGCUGAAUGCUUCUGAGAACUCUAGGAACUUCCCUGAGGGAUUUACCUUGAAAUUGCAAUCAAGAAGCCCAGAGAAAAACAUCGAAACUGCAAUUGAAAUAACCCAGUUCAGUGGAAGUUUCAUUCAGGAACAGAUAAAAGUUUCUUCUUCUUAUGCUUCUCCAGAUGCACCUAGAAGCAAAAAUGACCAGUUGCCUUUAAAGGUAUAUAUCUUCUCUGUAUCUUCUCUUGAUUGCCUGAAUGUUUCCUAGCUCAGAAUUCAAAUUAUGCUUGACAUUUAAAGUCUGGUGCAAUGAUUGCUCAGAGCCCCUUCAGAAAGAAGCAAACUCAGAGUCCAACUUCAAAAGAGCCAAGUUGCAGGCCGUACAGGAAAGAAAUGCAUAGGGGACUAUGUAGUGAUAAUAUGCAACUACCUGUUGCAAAGGAUGUACUAUCUCUUAGCUGCCAUUCAACUAUACAAACGAUUGAUAACCAUCUUCAAAGACCUGUGCAGGACCCAAGUCCUGACCAAGACACUCGAACUCUUCAAAAAGAAAAAGAAUAAGUGAAGUAGUUCUUGCAGACAUGCACCCCGCAGAUAAAAAUAAGUGUAUCCAGCAGAGUCCAAAUUUUCGUGAAAUUGGAGAAAAAAAUAUGGAGCAUAUGUUGGAAUAUUCGAAUGGAAGUAACAUAGGAAAUAAAGGAAUUGAAGGUGGCAAAACAUUGAUGAAUAUGACUGAUAUUUCCAGCAAACUUUCGGCAGAUACAAAACAGCUACUGUCUCCUAGUUUUGAUAAACUAAAUAUAAAAG
Gossypium raimondii (Peruvian cotton) is the source of this 1772-nucleotide messenger RNA. RefSeq lists its product as uncharacterized. The record is from RefSeq and is a predicted model, not a curated record. NCBI's taxonomy places the organism in Eukaryota, Viridiplantae, Streptophyta, Magnoliopsida, Malvales, Malvaceae. The transcript has 2 exons. The coding region runs from base 94 to 1233 and encodes 379 amino acids.